Erinaceus europaeus (western European hedgehog) is the source of this 1424-nucleotide messenger RNA. It is a transcript of the gene CLDN9, whose product is annotated as claudin 9. Gene Ontology annotation, biological process: cell adhesion; bicellular tight junction assembly. The record is from RefSeq and is a predicted model, not a curated record. Gene Ontology annotation, cellular component: bicellular tight junction; plasma membrane. The coding region runs from base 598 to 1251 and encodes 217 amino acids. Gene Ontology annotation, molecular function: structural molecule activity. The transcript has a single exon. Lineage: Eukaryota; Metazoa; Chordata; Mammalia; Eulipotyphla; Erinaceidae.
GUGGGCUCUCUGGAAGGUGGUCCCCUGCCCCCACCUAGAUCCUAGACCACCCCCACCCCUGGCCCCCACAGCCCCUCCCCAUUGCUUUGUCCUGGCUCCCACACGGGUGGGCCUUCCUGCCUCUUAUCGCUCUGCUCAGGAUGCCCCCCUCAAUGACCCGAUACCCUGGUCCCCCCAGCCCCGCCCGCCUCCUGCUGUCUGUCUGGAAGUCCCAGCCUGCUGUCCCUCCCCUGCCACCUGGGCAUAAAACCCCGCCUGCAGCCACGAGAACACAGUCCCCAGGUGGCAGCGGAGGGCACACCCACUGCCACCUGCAGUGGCUCUCCUGGCCUACCGAGGGUCCAGGGUCCCUGCAGCAGGGCUGACGCGGCAGAAGGACAGAGUAGCAGCCACUGUGCCCCUGGAAGCGCCACGGGUGGCCCCACUGGCCCUCCUGGCACUGGCCUGCUUGGCAGCAACACCACAGAGAAGGCACCAAUGUAAGGUCCGUGCCCUCGGAGGACGCUGACUUCCGCCUGCUAGGCUCCCAGACCCCCAACCAGCCUCGACCGACGCACCCAAGUCCAGCAGGACCACCGGGCCGGAGCUGACCUCCCGAUGGCGUCCACAGGCCUGGAGCUCCUGGGCAUGACCCUGGCCGUGCUGGGCUGGCUGGGCACCCUGGUCUCCUGCGCCCUGCCCUUAUGGAAGGUGACCGCUUUCAUCGGCAACAGCAUUGUGGUGGCCCAGGUUGUGUGGGAGGGGCUGUGGAUGUCCUGCGUGGUGCAGAGUACCGGCCAGAUGCAGUGCAAGGUCUACGACUCUCUGCUGGCCCUACCCCAGGACCUGCAGGCCGCCCGUGCCCUCUGUGUGGUCGCCCUCCUGCUGGCCCUACUCGGCCUGCUUGUGGCCAUCACGGGAGCCCAGUGCACCACCUGCGUGGAGGACGAGGGCGCCAAGGCCCGCAUUGUGCUCACGGCCGGUGCCAUGCUGCUCCUGGCCGGCGUGCUGGUGCUCAUCCCUGUGUGCUGGACGGCUCACGCCAUCAUCCAGGACUUCUACAACCCCCUGGUGGCUGAGGCCCUCAAGAGAGAGCUGGGUGCCUCCUUGUACUUGGGCUGGGCGGCUGCUGGCCUGCUCAUGCUGGGAGGGGGCCUGCUCUGCUGCACCUGCCCCCCACCCCAGCUUGACCGCCCACGCGGCCCCAGGCUGGGCUACUCCAUCCCCUCCCGCUCUGGUGCCUCUGGACUGGACAAGAGGGACUAUGUGUGAGGCUGUGGGAAUGAGCCUGGGGGGGUUGGCUCUGUCCUGGGUGACUCCAGAGCCCCCCAUGCUGAAGCUUGACUUGGAAGAACCAGAAGUCAGUCCUCUCCCACCUCCCCCACCCCAGAAGCUGUGCCUCAGCAAGUACUCCUCGCCCUGCCCUCCCACAAACCCUUGGUUGA